This is a messenger RNA of Chenopodium quinoa (quinoa), 1779 nucleotides long. RefSeq names its product calcium/calmodulin-regulated receptor-like kinase 2. Gene Ontology annotation, biological process: protein phosphorylation. NCBI's taxonomy places the organism in Eukaryota, Viridiplantae, Streptophyta, Magnoliopsida, Caryophyllales, Amaranthaceae. Bases 313 to 1563 code for a protein of 416 amino acids. The record is from RefSeq and is a predicted model, not a curated record. The transcript is spliced from 8 exons. Gene Ontology annotation, molecular function: ATP binding; protein kinase activity.
AAUGGAAACCUAGGAGAAAGAAUGUGACAUACGAAAUGUUGAUGUUCAUUCAUGGUGAUAGUUGAGAUAAAAGAGGCGAGUGUAGAGGUGGAUCGAGAACGAAGGGUCGCAGAAUCCGGCAACCCGUGAUGAUCACUUUUCCGGCCUUGUUACCAGAAGGGGGAUGUUGUUGUAUGGUCUCCGAGCAAGUUAGGUGGGUCUCCGUGUUGGUAACCCGGAAACGUGGUCGAUAUCUUUGUAUUUGAUGACUGGCUUCAGCUCAAAAGAAGUUUAAGAUGCUCUCAUUGCCUACAUACAUAAAGAAAUCAAAGCAUGGUUAACAAAACUGAGUUGGCCAUUAUAUGCUCCUCUGCAGGAGUUUUGUUAGGCAUUUUCAUAUCGUCAGUGGUAUUUUUCUGUUUUAGAUGGUACAAAAGGCGCUCAGAUUUUGAGAAUCUUGGUAUAUCAAAUCGCCCGAUCCGCAAGAAUGGCUGUGGCCUGGGACUAGACUCGAGUGCCUCGAUGUCAGAAUCUGUUGUUGUCCCUCUACCAGAUCUCCCAGCCAAAAGCUUGCCACCCUUAUGGUUGAAUCAUCAUAAUAAGGAUCGAACAACUUCAGUUUCAGGCAUACCAAAAUACUUGUACAAGGAUAUUCAGAAGGCUACUCAAAAUUUCACAAACAUAUUGGGAGAGGGAUCGUUUGGCCCAGUAUACAAGGCAACAAUGCCUGCGGGUGGAGUGGCAGCCAUCAAAGUACUAGCUUCCAACUCUAGGCAGGGUGAGAAAGAGUUCCAGACCGAGGUAUCUUUGUUAGGUAGACUGCAUCACCGAAAUUUAGUGAAUUUGGUGGGCUACUGUGUGGAUAAAGGGCAAUACAUGUUAAUUUACGAGUACAUGAGCAAUGGCAGUUUGGAAAAAAGAUUAUACAGUGAAGAUGAUACAUUGACUUGGGAUGAGAGACUUCAAAUUGCUCUUGAUAUUUCUCAUGGAAUUGAGUAUCUUCAUGAGGGGGCAGUUCCACCAGUUGUACAUCGGGACUUGAAGAGUGCUAAUAUAUUACUGGAUCACUCUAUGAGAGCAAAGGUCGCUGAUUUUGGGCUUUCAAAGGAAGAGGUUUUUGAUGGACGUAAAUCAAGCCUGAAAGGUACAUAUGGCUACAUGGAUCCUGCAUAUAUCUCUACAAGCAAGUCCAGUUUAAAGAGUGAUAUCUACAGCUUAGGGGUUAUCUUUUUUGAGCUUAUAACUGCCAUACAUCCACACCAAAACUUGAUGGAUUAUGUCAAUCUUGCGACAAUGGACCCAGAUGGAGGAGUUGAUGAGAUACUUGACAAGCGACUAAUCGGGAAAUGCAGCUCGGAAGAAGCGAAGAGUUUGGCUAAAAUUGCUUUCAGAUGUUUACAUAAGACACCAAGGAAGCGCCCUAGUAGCGGAGAAAUCUCUCAGGCUAUAGUAAAGAUAAAACAGAGACGUCUGCCUAAAGUUGGAACAAUGUCAUUUGCUGGGGAUGAUCUUAACCGAUUAACAAGUAUGAUUGAAGACCAACAAGUGGAGUUGAGUAAAAUUUUGAGCCAGAAUGAAAAUUAAGAUCAUCCUAGUUUUUUUUUUUCCACAAAGCGCAGUUGUAAAUACUAAAUACAAUCCCUCAAUUGGUUCGACAUAGAAUACAUAUAAGCAGCAAAUUUCAGGAAGAAAGAUUGUGUUUGGUUUGUACUAUGUACAAUGUACAUCGUAGUGAAUGUAAAUACAUGGAACAUAAGAAACUAAUGCAGGUAGGACUUACGAACUCCUCUGCGAUAACUA